Messenger RNA from Brettanomyces bruxellensis, 5496 nucleotides. RefSeq lists its product as uncharacterized. The record is from RefSeq and is a predicted model, not a curated record. The transcript has a single exon. Bases 1 to 5496 code for a protein of 1831 amino acids. Gene Ontology annotation, biological process: protein phosphorylation. Gene Ontology annotation, molecular function: ATP binding; protein kinase activity. Lineage: Eukaryota; Fungi; Ascomycota; Pichiomycetes; Pichiales; Pichiaceae.
AUGGCAAAAGACAAACAGCAAGUAGCGGAUGCAGAAAAUGUAGAAAAUGCAUCCGAGAGAAAUCAGAGAAAUCAGAGAAAUCAGAGAAAUCAAAGAAAUCAAAGAAAGGAGGGAAAUCAGAGAAAUGAGGAAAAUCAAAGAGAUGAAGGAGAUGAAGGAAAUCAAAUAAAUGAAGGAAAUGAGGGAAAUCAGAGGGAGAGUGAAGGGAAGUUCUCUGAGAAGGGCACUAAUAGUGUAGCAACCGCGGGAACAAAAAGUAUCGCGGGGGCAAAAAGUGUCACGGGGCCACACAUAGCAAGACCAAGGAGUGUGCCGCGCGAGAGAUUCUCCGCACGGGGCAGGGUGAGCUCGAGCGACGCGGAGGAGGACGAAAAAUACAGCAAGGAGUACCAGCAGCAGGAGAGGCGGUAUCUCACGGGGCUCAGCCAGUACCGGGACCGGCAGCGGCACGAGGACGAAUCCGAGUACUACGGCGGGUUCGAGUACGGGCGGGAGGAAGAAAGCAGCGGGGAAAGUGAGGAGACAGAGGAGGCGGAGGAAAUGGACGAGAUGGACGAAGGGGAAACAACAGAUGCAGAGAGCGAGGAAGGCGAGGCUGUGCUGCGUGAGCACGUGGAAAGGAAUCGCGGAGUCACUGGCCGCGCAGCUGCGGGUGGUGCUGGCGCUGCGCGGCGCAAGCACGCAGCCGGGGUGCGCGCUCUCGGCCGAAAGGUCGGUAUCUCCGAGGAGGACUACUACCGUGCGCCGCGCAGUGAGUACACGAUGGACUCGGGCCCGCUCAUAGGUGCGGUCGAGCAGCUGGGUGAGAUGCAGUCGGGCGAGUCUGCGCUGGAGCGCAUGGAGUGGCAGGUGAUGCUGGAGGCGGUGCUGACCGGGGAUGUGGUUGCGGGAGAGAAGACGCGGCUUGUGCGCGGUAGCGCAAUGAGCUCAAAAGCGGUAACUGAGGCGUACCGUGAGGAGCUCUGGAAUGAGGUGCGCGCAUGCGCGUUUGGGCGCAGCGCAGACGAACAGCGCCGGCUGGUGCUUGAGCAGAGAAGCCGUGCAGACGAUGUGCUGCGCGAGGUGAUGGAGUUCCAUUUGGUGCUGCCGGAAGACCUACGGCGCGCACCGUACCAGCGCCGGCUUGCGCAUGCGGUACAGGCGGUUGAUGCGGUACUAGAGCGCCUCGAGCGCUGUGAGCGGCUGUGGCCGACGUUGAAGGCGAUGCGCCGCGACAGACCGGCCUGCGCGCAGCGCAAAUUUGUGGCGCAGGUGGAUGCGCUCGUUGCGUGGAGCUCCGCGUCGCAGGAGAUCGCGCGCCAAUCAGAUACCUUGCGCAGGUGGAUUGGCGGCAGUGAGGCGGCGCUAGUGGAGCGCCUUCUGAGUGAAAAGGAUAUCCGGGAGGUGUUUAACGGGCAGCUGUUCAAGUCAUUGGAGCUUUGGACUUUCAAAGGCAAAAAAUGCUACCGAUGUUAUCAUGAGGACUUUGAGCGCCUGGGUCUUCCAUCAUUUUUGGGCAGUUUGUUUGUUCUUGCGCGGUUUCCAAUGCGGCUUCUCGAGCAGCUCAUGCGCGCGCGCCUGGCGUACGCAUCCCGGCUGCGCAGUCCGACGGCACUGACCGUUGAGGAGUUGAUGGCGGACCUGCGCUCAUACAUUGCGCUGGCGGUGGACAUCCGUGUGGCGUAUCUUCAGUGUUGUGCACCGCAGGGCGGCUGGGUUGCGCUCAGCGCACAGGACUGCCAGAGUGCAUCUUUCGAUCAGUCGACGCUGGAAUGUGUGUGCACGUACAUGCGGCUGGUAGGGCUGAAGAUGCUGGGGACGCCGAAGCGGCAGAAUGCGCAGGGGGUGUUGGGAGUUUUAGGUACACAAGGUGCGCGAGGUGCGCAGGCGCAGGAAGCGCAAGGAUUGCCUGCGGCGCAGGCUGCGCUGCCGCGCUCGAUCCUAACCCUCCGCAGCGCCGUCGAAGACCUCGAGCGCGAGUGGCGCCUCUUGCAGAACGUGGGUCUCUACGUGCCACGCUGCUCAAAAGAGAUCGCGUUGCAGGUGACGCGCAUAGCGUCGCGCCUUGCGCAAAGUCUCGGGUCGUACAUCCAGAAGCAGAUUGCGGGUCCGCCGAUCGAAAGCGCAGGCAGCGCAGAUGCGCGGGCGCAAAUGAUGAACCACUGGUACACGAGCACAAUGGAAAAUUACAGCCAGAUCCGGCGCCGGUUGAGCCGGUUGGCGAACGUGCUUGCGGACCACUUCGAGAAUACGCUUUUGUUCACUGUGCCUGCGGCAAGGCGUGCGCAGUUCUACGAGCGGCUCCGCGCCGGUGGCCAUACGCUCUACUACAGCGGUGCGCUGGCGCGCGGCGGCUGCUACGUGUUCGUGCCGCCUGGUCUCUGCGGGCGCCCGGACGAGGUGGCGCGCAUUCUCGGCGCUACGGAGCUCGGUACGGACUUCUCGCGCGUCCCGCCGGCGCAUCUUGCGGCCUUGCAUGAGUUCAAGUGGUGGACUGCGCAGGAUCCGGAGGAAAAGAAAAAUUCUGAGGGGAGAGGAAAUCGAAAUGGAGAUGAGGAAAUCGGGGAAGGUAAAAAUGGAAUUGAGGGAAAGGAAGAAGGUGAAAAUUAUGGAGAUGAGAGAAAAGGUAAUGGUAAUUAUGGAAAUACUUAUGGAAAUGAUGAUGGAGAACAUUAUGAAGAGAAUUAUGGAAAUGUGAAGAAAGCAAACGAUAAUUAUGCAAAUAAUGAAGGAGCAAAUGGUUCUAAUUACAGUUUAAAGAAAAGAGCUGGGAAAGACAAAUUGGAUGAUGGUGUUAAAGAAAAAUCAUCUUCUAAUAUUCACCGUCUUGAAAAGGGAUCAUCAGCGAAUAUUCACAGUAAUAUAGAAAAAGGAUCAUCUGUUGAUAAUCGCAUCGAAAAAAAGGGCACCGAAAAUAAUUAUGAGGGGGCAAAAAUCAAGAGUGAAGAGGCCUCUGAGGGAAAAAGAGGCGACAAAAAAGAACAGCGAUCCGACCGAAAAAAAGAAAUCGAGAAAAAAGAAAGAUGCCGUAGCAACAGCCCCAAAAGCCCAAUUCAGCUUCGGCCAACCAGGAGGGCAACCCGAGGGCAGUCGCAGGGCACUCCUGCCGAAGUGUACCAGGAGAAUACGUACAACGAGAAUACGUACAACGAGAAUACGUACAACGAGAAUACGUACAACGAGAAUACGUACAACGAAAAUACGUACAACAAUCAUCCCUACCACGAACAUGCGGACAACGACCACCCUGCAUACCCCCCUGCGGUGGAGAACGAGUUCGUCCCCCCAUCCGCCCGCAGGUCCCCUGAGUACGUGCUUGUGGUGGUGCCCCCCGAGACCGUGUCGUGGCACGGUCCCACGGUGGGAUUCGAGCCACCAGAAGUUGCCGUGGACCCGCCGUCGGCCGGCCGGGUGAUGCUCGUGGUUCGUGGAGGUGGCCCCGAGGGGUCGCGGCAGGUGUCGCGGGCCGCUGGGUACUUCCGGCGCUGCGUUGGCGACAGCGUGGGGCGCGGUGCGCGGCGCACGUCGAGCGUCGGCGCUGUCGAGCACUCGUUGCGCGCACUGCGCAAGCAUUUUUUCAGCAUCACCUGCGCGACGAUCGACUCGGUGCCGACGCUCCGGCGCAAGUGCCGCGCGGUGGGCUCCUGCGAGGAGUUGGCCAACAACUGUUUUUCGUACGUGAAGGAUCAGGCGCGCGACUCGAUGCGCACAAUGGGCCCUGCGCGCCGCGCCAACGUUGUGCGCAAGCUCAUGCGCAUGGCGCUAGAGUGGUUAAGCUUUGUUAUCGACGACUGUCAGGCAAGCGACCCGCGCACCUUUCGCUGGUGCGUGUCUGCGCUAGAGUUCUCGAUGGCGGUUACCGCCGGGUUCAACAUCAUGGCGCUGCGCAAUGCGGAUUUCGCGGCGCUUAAGCAGAAGGUUGCGGGUUGCAUGUCGCUGCUGAUUUCGCACUUUGACAUUAUGGGGGCGCGGGCACGGCAGCGGCGGCAGCGCGAGGAGCGCAUGGAAGGGCGCGCGGGUAGUGCAAGACGCAUCGAGGAUGGGCCUGCGCGGCGCACGGAGAGUGCGCUCAGCGAGCGCUACGCAGAGUACCUGCGGCGGGACGCGGGCGCGGUGCUCCGGCUGCGCGAAGACCGCAUGGACCUCGUGGCGCAGAUCGAGGCGCAGCGCAGCGCCAUCCUGCGCGAGCAGCAGGCCGUCGGCCGCGUCCUCGACGGCCGCGACACAGAGAAUCGCCUGUUGGCCGGCCUGGCCUCCUCGUUCUCCUCUGUGUCCAUCCGCUGGCGCAAGGGCAAGUACUUGGGCGGCGGCACCUGCGGCUCCGUCUACGCGUCCACCAACCUGGACACCGGCGGCCCGAUGUCCGUCAAGGAGAUCCGUCUCCGCCGCGGUGGGCACGGCGGCCAGUCCAUCGAGGCAACGGUGCACGCGAUCCGCCAGGAGAUGACGGUCCUGCAGUUGCUCUCGCACCCGAACAUCGUGCAAUUUUUCGGCGUGGAGGUCCACCGCGACCGCGUGUUUAUUUUCAUGGAGUACUGCAGCGGGGGUUCGCUCGCGCAGCUGCUCGAGUACGGCCGCAUCGAGGAUGAGGCGAUCGUCCAAAUUUAUGCCUUGCAACUUUUGGAGGGCCUCGCGUACAUGCACCACUUGGGGGUUGUGCACCGCGACAUAAAGCCAGAAAAUAUCCUUUUGGACCACACGGGUGUUAUUAAAAUUAUAGAUUUUGGCUCGGCCCGAAUAAUCCACAGGGGCAAAUUGAGAAGGGGCGAAAAAUAUAGGGGGGAGAUGAAAAAUAGGAUGGAUGAUGAUAUUAUGAAAAAUAGGAUGGAUGAUGAUAUUAUGGAAAAUAGGAUGGAAAAUAGGAUGGAAAAUAGGAUGGAUGAUGUUAUUGUGAAAAACAGCACUGAUAAUAAAGGGAUGAUUCAAAGCAUUAUUAAAAAUACAAAGGGCAGCGAUGAAGGCAUUUCGCAGAAAGGCGAGGGCAUCACGGGAAACCCCAAAAAAAGCCUCACCAUCUCGAAAAACGCUUCCACCAUCAAUUUCUCAAAUGUCCCAUCACCCGCGAAUUUCAGCAAGAAUGCAAAUGCAGAUGCAUAUUCAAAUUCAUAUCCAAAUCCAAAUUCAAAUCCAAACCCAAACUCUCCCACAAACCCCGCUGUACUCGCCACAGCCCCGUUGGAGGGCACCCCCAUGUACAUGUCGCCAGAGGCAAUCAAGGGCGGACCCCAGGGCAGGCUGGGUGCCAUCGACAUAUGGGCCCUGGGCUGCUGUGUGCUAGAGAUGAUCACCGGCAGGCGGCCGUGGGCAAACUUGGAUAACGAGUUCGCCGUCAUGUACCACAUCGCCGCGGGCCAUGCUCCGGCAAUCCCGUCCGAAGAGGAAAUCGGACCCCAGGCCCGCCAUUUCCUUACACAGUGCUUUGACACGGACCCCGCCCGGCGGAAGUCCGCCGUGGAAUUGUUGCAAGAUCCCUGGAUCCGCGAGAUACGCCGGGAGGCGUUUGGGGAUGACGCAUGA